CUAUUUUGGAAGAUAUUUUGAAAGAGUCAGCACUACAUUUGGUUCCGCUAGUUGUAACAAAGAAGUGGAAAAAAGCGUGUUUUCUCUCUUGCAAGAAAAUCCGAACGAAUUGGAAGCAAAAUCAAGCAUGGGAUCGAGUGCGAAUAAGGGGUUGUUCCACCAGUACUUGGUGCAGCUUCAGCGUCACCCCCUGAGAACCAAGGCAAUUACAGCCGGAGUGUUGUCAGGGAUUAGUGAUUUGGUUUCUCAGAAGCUCACUGGAAUACAGAAGAUUCAGCUGAGACGGCUUGUUCUGAAAGUGCUUUUUGGAGCCGUUUAUCUUGGGCCUUUUGGGCAUUUCCUGUAUAUAAUGCUGGAUAAAAUUUUCAAGGGCAAGAAGGAUUCAAAAACAGUAGCUAAGAAGGUGGUGCUGGAACAGUUGACAUCUUCUCCUUGGAACAACUUACUAUUCAUGAUUUACUAUGGGUCGAUCAUUGAGGGAAGACCUUGGAUGCAUGUGAAAACUAAUAUUAAGAAGAAUUAUCCAUCGGUGCAGCUUACGGCAUGGACGUUCUGGCCGGUUGUCGGGUGGGUAAAUCACCAGUAUGUGCCGCUGCAGUUUCGUGUCAUUUUCCAUAGCUUAGUAGCAUUUGGCUGGGGAAUAUUUUUGAAUCUACGAGCAAGAUCUUUGACAUUGACGAAGGCCAAAUGAAUAAAUAAUUAAUGUGUAAGAUUCAUGCUCACAGUUUGUGCCACUUCUCUGUGGUUCAUGAUGUCUUUUGUGCCGUCAUGUAUUCAAAAAUAAAUCCUAACUCUUUUAUCUGUUUAGUUAUUUAUCAUGAUUUGGGAUUCCCUGGGCAUUAGUCA
This is a messenger RNA of Alnus glutinosa, 846 nucleotides long. Its product is annotated as peroxisomal membrane protein PMP22. The record is from RefSeq and is a predicted model, not a curated record. NCBI's taxonomy places the organism in Eukaryota, Viridiplantae, Streptophyta, Magnoliopsida, Fagales, Betulaceae. The transcript is spliced from 7 exons. Gene Ontology annotation, cellular component: membrane; cytoplasm. Bases 128 to 691 code for a protein of 187 amino acids.